AGACUUAAAGGAUCUUCCUGUUUUCCUUUUUAGCUUUGGUUGUGACUUCCUGGAUGGAGACGGUUCUUUUGAAUGCUGCUCCAUAGACCCCCUGACAGGAUCUCACUAUGUCUGCCGUAGAAGCCCCCGCCUCCUCACCAACGGCUACUACGUUUGGACUGAGGACAGUUUCCUCUGCGACCCAGACGGCCACAUCACCCUGAACCCCUCCCACACCAGUGUUAUGUACAAGGAGAACUUAGUGAAAAUAUGUAGAAAGAAAAAGAGAAGCCACCGUUCUCUUUCCUCUCUCUUGGACCUCAGAGCCUCUAAAUCUUGGCUACAUGGAAGCAUCUUUGGAGAGGCCGACUCACCUCCAAGUGAGGACACCUGGCUGGAGGGCAUCAGGAGCCUGGGUAUGUAUGUACCACUUCGAUGAAAAUGGUGAUCUCACCUUUUGCAUUUCAUGAUAAGAUAUCAUUUACGAAUGACAGUCAUAUAGUCCUGGCCCAAGGCACAGUCCAGAGAGAUAACUAUCAUUUUGACAUAGAGGGUGAAGCCAGAGUUUAAAAUAUCAUUGACACGUUUCCACACACCCCAUGGUUGAAGUACAAAGGCCAUGUCAUGAAAAAUGUUAGAGUGUAAAUAUCUACAUCAGAGUGUUGAUAAUACCCAGAAAAUGUUGGCCCAUUUCCAAUGUGGCUUUUCAUGUACACAGUAGAAAUACAGAGGUGAUAAUGAAGGCAAGUUUAGAAGACCUGUACUGGAAACAGUGACCCCAAAUUCGGAUUCAAAUCUCAGUUUUGGCAUAAUGGGAUGGUGAUGUUUUUAAA
Messenger RNA from Cricetulus griseus (Chinese hamster), 812 nucleotides. Lineage: Eukaryota; Metazoa; Chordata; Mammalia; Rodentia; Cricetidae. The record is from RefSeq and is a predicted model, not a curated record.